Molecule: messenger RNA, 887 nt
Organism: Lucilia sericata (common green bottle fly)
Lineage: Eukaryota; Metazoa; Arthropoda; Insecta; Diptera; Calliphoridae
Exons: 3
Coding region: 68-790 (240 amino acids)
Source: RefSeq, a predicted model, not a curated record
CAACUUAUUUUCAUUGUGGAUUUUGCAUUAGUUCAGCUCUAGAUUAUAAAUCGGUGAAAACGUCAAAAUGUUUAAAACAUUAAUAUUCGGUUUAUACUUGUGUUAUAUUCUCAAUGAAAAGGAAAUCUUUGCAAAUCCCACACCUGAAAUCAUUUCACAAGAUGAUAACCUGGUGAUGAAAAAUAAGGAAAAAGGACAGAGAAACAAACGCUGUUUAGAUACCAUGUUCGAUAUUAUCUCAGACUUAUUCGGUUAUGAUGAUGAUUAUGAUUCUUCCGAUUCUGAUUCCGAUUAUGAUUCGAGCUAUGAGGAUUAUUAUAGAAGUGGCGAUAUUAAGAAGAGAAAUAAUGAUAAUUGUCGAGUUUGCAGUAUUAUUUACAAUCAAAUUACUCAAGAAGGACACAUUCAUCUGCCAUUAACCAACGAUAAAGAAGAAAAUAAGAAGGAAUCCAAUACCGGUUCUAUGAAAUCAAGCGAUCAAGCAAAGGAAAAGAUACCGGAUAAACCUGUAGCCACAAAUAAAACAGCUUCAGCUACAGUAACUAAGACUUCAGAUACCGUAACUGAAAGUUCAAAUCAAAGUGCUGCAGAUGCUACCAAAAAAGUAAUACCCCCUAAAGAAGAUGAAAAAUCAGAUGAUGUGACGACAACUGAAAAAAUUCCAGCCAAAAAAGAAGAUGAUAAAGAUAAAACUUCAGAUGAAGCGAAAAAAUCAGAAGCAGAUACAGAAAGUAAAAAAGUCCAAGAGGAUGUAACAACAACAACAACAGCCACUGAAAAAACCGAAUAAAUUUUUAAUAUUUUCGUUAUUUAACGAAAUUUUAUUUUUUAACAAAAAAACUGACAUUUUCAAUAAAUUAUGUGAAACCACUAUAUUCUGAAUUUUA